AAUCAUGAGAUAACUGGCUGAAAGUAAUCAGUGACUCGCUGCAGGCCCAUCAGCGAUAAUUAGUUUCUUUCAACCUAUUAAUCCAAUGUCUAGCGCGGAUGGCGGUGAUGCCCCUACCAAGAGUGCUCUGAAGAAGGCGGCCAAGGAGGCAGAAAAGGCAAAGAAAAAGGCCGAGAAGGCGGCCAAAGCAAUGGAAGCAGAACAGGCUCGUGCGGCUGCAGACGAGGAUUAUUCCGUUGGCCGAUAUGGCAAGCUCCCAAUGCAUCAAUCGCAGUCGCGCCAAAAUCGCGAACGUACUGAUAUAUCGACCCUAACUGCUCAAGACGAUGGGAAGCAGGUUCUCCUUCGCGCACGAAUCCAGACGUCCCGUCUUCAGGGAAACAAAAUGGUCUUCCUCAAUUUACGGCAACGCACGAAUACUGUCCAGGCGUUAAUGUCGGUCACCAAGGAUACGAUCAGCAAGCAAAUGGUUAAGUGGGCAGGUUCUCUCGCCGACGAAAGCAUCGUCCUUGUGGAGGGUGUCGUGAAGAAGAGUCCAGAGCCGAUCAAAAGCGCUUCCGUUAGCGAGGUCGAGAUUCACAUUGUAGAACUUUGGCUCUUGUCUGGCAUCGAAAGCCGUUUGCCAUUUUCGCUUGAAGAUGCCUCUCGAUCUGAGACCGCUCCAGAAGUAGAGGGGCAGUUCAACAAAGUGUUACUCGACACACGCCUAAACAACCGUGUAUUGGAUCUUCGCACGACAACGAAUCAGGCUAUCUUCAAGCUCCAGCAUGCUAUCGGGAAUUUGUACCGCGAUUAUUUGAACGCGAACGGCUUCAUAGAAAUUCACAGCCCUAAGCUUCAAGGAUCUGCCACAGAAUCUGGAGCUUCCGUUUUCAAAGUCGAUUACUUCAAGGGCAAAGCCUAUCUCGCACAGUCUCCCCAACUAGCAAAGCAAAUGGCAAUCGCAGCAGACUUCGAGCGAGUUUACGAAAUUGCCCCUGUUUUUCGUGCUGAAGAUUCCAACACUCAUCGCCAUAUGACCGAGUUCGUCGGCCUCGAUUUGGAAAUGGCGAUCGAGGAGCACUAUCAUGAGGUCCGCGAUUUGAUCGACGGCAUGUUCAAAGCGAUCUUCAAAGGCUUGAAGGAGAAAUAUCGACACGAAAUUGCGGUGGUGAGGCAACAGUUUGAAGCAGAGGAAUUUAAGUGGAAGGAGGAGACACCCGUUCUGACGUUCAAAGAAGCUGUCGAUCUGCUCGUUGAAGACGGGGUUGAUCGAGAGGCGUUGGAUGAUAUCAACACGGAAAACGAGAAGAGACUUGGACGCAUCGUCAGAGCCAAAUACGAUACUGACUACUUUAUCGUCGACAAGUUCCCUCUGGCCCUUCGACCAUUCUAUACUAUGCCUGACCCAGAAGACCCCACGCUUUCUAAUUCAUACGACUUCUUCAUGAGGGGGGAAGAGAUCAUGUCGGGCGCACAACGCAUCCACGAUCCCGAUUUCCUCUGCGAGCAAAUGCGAGCCAAAGGUGUUGACCCGGACAGCAUGAAAGGUUACCUCGACGGCUUCUGCUUGGGCUGUCCACCCCACGGCGGAGGUGGAAUCGGACUGGAACGUGUGCUGAUGCUCUUCUUAAAGCUCAAUAACAUCAGACGUGCAUCGCUGUUCCCAAGGGACCCCAAACGCUUAGAGCCUUGAGAAAGAUGCCUUUUGGUAUACCCCAUCAAAGGACUUAGUUGGCUACUGGAUGGUACAUCAAAACCUGUCAUAUUCAUGGAGAGCUAUGCAUGCCCAGAAUUAAAAUUAUAGAUCUACAAUUGUAAAGGAAUAAUCACAUCGCUGUCAGCCUUUUGUACACGUUGGGUCGCCCUCCAUGUUUCAAUGUCUUGGGUUCAAGGGUGGACGUGAAAUGAUAAGUCCAUAAUACAUAGCGUACGACGUCGGUAAGUGGAAAAGUAGAGAUUACUUUA
Molecule: messenger RNA, 1947 nt
Organism: Pisolithus orientalis
Lineage: Eukaryota; Fungi; Basidiomycota; Agaricomycetes; Boletales; Pisolithaceae
Exons: 7
Coding region: 86-1675 (529 amino acids)
Biological process (GO): aspartyl-tRNA aminoacylation
Cellular component (GO): aminoacyl-tRNA synthetase multienzyme complex; cytoplasm; cytosol
Molecular function (GO): ATP binding; RNA binding; aspartate-tRNA ligase activity
Source: RefSeq, a predicted model, not a curated record